This is a messenger RNA of Ipomoea nil (Japanese morning glory), 2776 nucleotides long. RefSeq names its product putative late blight resistance protein homolog R1A-10. Gene Ontology annotation, biological process: defense response to other organism. Bases 14 to 2596 code for a protein of 860 amino acids. The record is from RefSeq and is a predicted model, not a curated record. The transcript has 3 exons. Lineage: Eukaryota; Viridiplantae; Streptophyta; Magnoliopsida; Solanales; Convolvulaceae. Gene Ontology annotation, molecular function: ADP binding.
GAGAGAGAGAGAGAUGGCUUGUGUUGCUUUGAGCUCUCUCAUGGCAACAAUGGAGUUGGAGUUUCUGCAACCCAGUCCAAGGGUUUCUCUUGAUGAUGAAGCAUCUAUAUCAGUGGAAUCUUUGUUCGAAAAUCUUUCAUCUUUGCAAGCUUUUGUGCAGGAGAAAUCCGGGGGUGGCGCUGCGAUAAGAGAUUUAGAAAUCAAGAUCAGAGACUUUGCACUUCAUGCUGAGGACCGCAUCGAAAUACAACUAAGCAACUUCGUUCUGGCCAAUUCCAAAGACACACAGGAUCAACAAAAAGCUUCCCAGCAACUCCACCAAAUCUUGGGAGAAGCAGCAGAAAACGCAGCAGACUUGCUGCAAAUCAUAAUCAACCAAGCUGAUGAUGAGGCCAAUGAAAGUGGUCAACCACUAAUUCCUUGGUUAAAACAAAAUGCGGCUUUGGAGCCCAGUAAUGAUACAUCCUUACGGCAUUCUUCAAUGGUCGGUCGUGGCCGUGAUCAUACGAUGAUAAAGGACAUACUCCUCUCGGCCGACCGUAAUCUAAGAGUAAUCUCAAUUGUUGGGAUGCCUGGCAUCGGAAAGACAACUUUAGCCAGAAGUGUCUUUAGAGAUCGAUCAAUUGCAUGGCGUUUCGGUGUACGAGGUUGGGUUACUAUGUCUUGGGGAUAUACUGCUAGCCAAAUGCUACACCAGCUUCUUUGGACAAUAGCAGAGCCAGAUGAAAUUAAAAAGGGAAGCAUUCCAGAUGAUCUAGCAGCUGAGCAGGUAUACAAUUUCUUGAAACAUAAGAGGUAUCUAAUUGUUUUGGAUAACUUAUGGAACAAUGAAGCUUGGUAUGAUAUAAGAAGUUGUUUUCCUAAUGAUUAUAGUAAAAGUCGCAUAGUGCUAACAACUACCCAUUUCAGCCGGAGUUCUACUGACCCAUAUAACUAUAUUCAUAACAUGACUUUGCUAGAUCCGGAAGAAAUUUGGGAUAUAUUUUGUAAUAACCUUUCUCUGGAACAUACGCCACCUAAAUAUGAAAACAUUAGGAGCCAAGUUGUAGAGAAAUGUGAAGGAUUGCCACACUCAAUUGUUGUAGUUGCACAACGUAUGUCUAAGUGUGACAACAUACAUCAAGAAUGGAAGAGAGUCGAGAAGGAAUUAGAGUUGAUUGGAUUUCUAGAUAGCAAAGCGCUCACCUUCAGUUACAAUCAAUUGCCGCAACCUUUGAAAGUUUGUUUUUUAUACUUUGGAGUCUUUCCAAAACGUAGUGCAAUCAAAGUCAAACAACUUAUUAGAUUAUGGACUGUCGAGGGAUUUGUGAAGCCAUUGGAGCACGAGGGGUUAGAAAAUCAGGCUUAUGAGUAUUUACAAGAGCUUAUUGAUAGAAGUCUUAUUUUAAUUGACACUCGGAGUUCUGAUGGAAAAGUUAAGACUUGCAGGAUGCAUAGUGCCUUGCAUAGCUUUUGGGUAAGAGAAGCUCAAAAAGAGAGUAUUUUUUGUGCGGUAAAUACUCGACAAUAUCCACAAGGGUCACUUAACAUGUUUGCAAAUUCAUGCCGUUGGUUAAGUUUAUACAAACAUAGUUUUGACUAUUAUGUAUUGUUCAAAACAAACAACCCUCGCUCUGUUUUCUUCUUUCAAGAAGAUGCUGAAAUAUAUGUACCUUUCAAGUUGCUAAGAGUUUUGGCUUUUGUUCCAUCUUCAUUUCUUCAGAGAGUGCCAACACGCUUACAUGAUUUAGUUUUUUUGAGAUACCUAUAUGUAUCAGAAUGGUUUGAGGGGCUUAAUGAUGUAGUGUUAGCCAAUCGAAACUUGCAGACACUUGUUGUUUCUAGUAAAGAAUCCCAACUUGGAACACCUACUUUGCAUUUGCCUUCUACAAUUUGGGAGUCACGACAAUUACAACAUCUUGAACUUGACAAAUCUUAUGCAAUUGAUCCUCCAAGCAUGGAUAAAGAUAAUAUGCAAACAUUAUCUUGGUUGUGUCCAACUCAUUGUAGAACAGAAGUAUAUUCUAGGUUUCCAAAUAUUAAAAAAUUGAAAAUGUUUGUAUUUGGCAGCAAUCCUAUUAUUUUGGAUAAUCUUGAAUAUUUGGAACGACUUGAGAGGCUAUCAAUUUCAGUUUGGUUUGGUUGUGCUGUAACCCUUCCAAAACCAUCUAUGUUUCCUUCACAACUAAUGAAGUUGAGGUUGAAUGGUGCUAACCUUUCAACGAUGGAUUUAAUGGUAAUUGGCAUGUUGCCUCAGCUUGAGGUUCUCAAGUUGGAAAAUGCCUUUUAUGGGGAAGUAUGGGAAGUAAAAGAAGGUUUUUUUGGAUUAAAAUUCUUGCUUCUUGAAAAUAAAAAGCUCAAGCAAUGGAUAGUUGGUGAAGGUUCGUUUCAAUGUCUUAAGCACUUAGUCCUAAGAUUUUGUUAUUGUUUGGAAGAAAUCCCUAUGAUUAUGGAAGAUAUUGAUACCUUGGAGUCAAUUGAGUUGCAGCAGUGUUGUCCUUCCAUCAUCACUUCUGCCGAGUGUAUUCUAGAAUCUCAACGCGAUGCUGGAAACAAUAUUUUAGAGAUCAAAAUAAUGGGACCUGAAUAUGAUGAAUCACAAGAGUCUGUACCUUGAAGCAGUUUGGGUUAACAGUUGAGUGAUCAUCUCAUAUGCUAAAUCACAAGGUAUGUUGCAUUAGAAUAUGAAGAAGAAAGCAGGGACUACUAAUAGCAGUGAAGCCUCAAAGCCCAAAGAGAGACACAUUGUUUCUUGGUCUCAGGAGGCAUAGAGGAUAUUUGGCAACAGAUGGACAGA